AUCAAGAGACUAUAAUAUUGUUUAAUUGUGAUUGGUAUGACACGAAUCAAGGAAUACGUGUCAAUGUUGAACACGGAAUUGUUGAUGUCAAUCAAAGUCGCGGAUAGAACUACCCGGGGAUGGUUGGCAGCAUGUAAAAUCAAAUCUAGACAUCUAAUUGAGACCUCAUCUAUCUCAUCUUCAGGAGAGGUUGAUGAUAUUUUUCAAGAUAAUGACCCCUCCAUAAUGCAAGGCUUUUCAUUAGCUAUAAAUUUAACUGCAUACCAAUCACUUGAACUAUGUGCAGAAGGUGUUACAGAAGUUGAGGUUGAUGCUAAUACGUCUGAAGAAAAUGAGGACUAUGGAGAAGAAAAAGAUUUAGAAUCCUCAGGAAAUAGUGAUAAUGUUGAGGAUGAUAAUCGCCAUGUGCGAGAUGCAUUCCUAAAUUCUAUGAAACAUAGAUGGAGUGACAAUCUCAGGGAUGAGAAGUUGAAAUGGGACAAGAACUCAGCCUAUGUCCCAUGUUGGAUCCCAACUCAUAUAUGGCCUCAAUUGUUGACAUAUUGGGACUCUGAUGAAUAUAAGAGGCUCAGUUUAAGGGGAGCAAAGAAUAGGAGCUUUGGGAAAAGGGUGACUCACACCACUGGAUUGAGUCUAGAGGUGGUGUGCAACCUCCCCAUCAGGAGAAAUUCAAGGAGACGCACACCUUCACAAAAAAAGGCAGGAAAGAAUCAAGAGCCAGCGUGGAUCAAUGAAAAAGCAAAGUAUCGAUAUGAUACUUAUUUUGCGGAGUGCACAGAUAGUCAUGGCUCUGAUGCUAGUUCGUGGCCACGCAUGGAUAACGAGGCAUGGGUUAAAGCUGUUGGAGUUUGCUCAUCUAAUUUCAUGCCAGGGAUUGGCUCCCAAGUAAAUCCAGAGAUUGUUGGUUUUACUUACAGGAAGAGACAACCUCCAGAAAACUUAAUAGCAGCACUGAUGGCGUCUGACUAUGAGGAGAUACAGGCAAAAGAUCAUGAGGAGUUAGAAAGACAACGCCAACAAAUUGCUCUGAUGCAACAGCAGUUGGCCAAUAUGACAGAAGCUCAGAAUAAUAUGAGCCAAGCAAUUGCACAGUCUGUUGCAAUAGCUUUAGCCACUCAUGGCAUCUCCCCUCAAGUAGGUCAUCAUCCAAUUGCCCCACCACAACCGUCACAUGGUCUUGGCUCAGGUCUUCGCAUGAUUCAGCUUUCACCUACUCCACUAAUUCUACACAAACCUCUCCUAUGGUCCCUGAAUAUCAGCAGCAGCGGCAGUUUCCGCCUCAAAAUGAUGAUGCAUACCAUCCUACUUUUGAUCUAGACUAUCAGGGUCUUUAGUUUUUUUUAUUUUUCUACUACGCACAUUAUCUGGAUACUUUGCAUGAUUGGCUUUAUUUCUAUUAGUACUUUAAAUUGUUAGCUUUAGCUUUUAUUACGAUAUAUUUUCUUAUUUUGCUUGACCUCCAGUGAUCAUAUUUCAAAAGGUAUGAAAUUUUGGACUGCUUUGGAGGUUAAUUAUUAUUAACUAAAUAUCGUGGGUAUUU
Messenger RNA from Rubroshorea leprosula, 1540 nucleotides. NCBI's taxonomy places the organism in Eukaryota, Viridiplantae, Streptophyta, Magnoliopsida, Malvales, Dipterocarpaceae. The record is from the annotation of a GenBank genome assembly.